This is a messenger RNA of Amorphotheca resinae ATCC 22711, 195 nucleotides long. RefSeq lists its product as hypothetical. Lineage: Eukaryota; Fungi; Ascomycota; Leotiomycetes; Helotiales; Amorphothecaceae. The transcript has 2 exons. The coding region runs from base 1 to 195 and encodes 64 amino acids. The record is from RefSeq and is a predicted model, not a curated record.
AUGCCUCCGAUGGGAACGCCCGUGGACCCAGCUCGCAAGAAACGACAUCUCCAAACCACUCUUUCCAGAUCAAUUUCGCCAGGUCGCUAUCUGAGCCAUCUCAAAUCGAGUCCGCGAGAAGCCCGAAUACAAUUCCUCGAGCUCGAACAAGGUGCGCUGCGUGAACUUCGCGCCGACAAGUGUGACGAGGAAUAG